UGCAAAAUGCGUAGCGGGGCCUGCCGUCGUGCUGCUAUCCCUCCUCGUUGUUCUUUGGGCCCGCCUCCGCGGCAAGACUGAUGGCCGUCACGAGUGCCUACCACAGUUCUGCGCCGUCCGACAUCAUAAAAGCGACCGACGGCUCCCAUCCCACGCACGCUCGAACAACUCACCAUGUUUCGCCGUCCCGCGGCGCGGCUUAGGCAGCUGGCCGCGCCGUUUCUGAAGCGGGGUGCCCUUCGAACGCAGACGAGCGGAGCCGAGCAAGCCUUCAGACCGAAUGCCGUGCCGAAGCCGUUCUGGAGCUCGAGCCGAGUGCUGCUUUUUACCGCUCUGACCGGAACCACGACUUAUUUCUUCGGCCUCAACGAUGACACUCCCCGCUUCCAGCUGCCCUGGCGCGGCUCCGCAAGGCCCCGCUAUGCCUCCAAGCACGAGAUGGAAAAGGCCAUCCAGGAGCUGAGGUUUGCUCUGGGCGACGAUGCCAUUAGCACCGACGAUGACGACCUUCUCAUGCACGGAUACUCGGAAUGGUCCUCCAUCAACAUUGACCAGCUGCCGGUCGCGGUGGCGUAUCCGAAAUGUACGGACGAGGUGUCUCAGAUCGCCAAAAUCUGCCACAAAUACAAGGUGCCUAUGAUCCCCUACUCUGGCGGAUCGAGUCUAGAGGCCAAUUUUUCUGCGCCCUACGGCGGUAUGAGCAUCGACUUCUCCUUCAUGGACAGCAUCAUAUCCUUGCAUGCGGACGAUAUGGACGUCGUUGUUCAGCCUUCUGUGCCGUGGAUGAGUCUGAACGAGGAAAUCAAGGAUUCAGGACUCUUCUUCCCCGUGGACCCUGGCCCGUCAGCUAGAAUCGGCGGCAUGGUUGGAACCAGCUGCAGUGGAACGAACGCCGUUCGCUAUGGCACAAUGAAAGAUUGGGUUAUUAAUCUUACUGUCGUCCUUGCUGAUGGCACUAUCAUCAAGACAAGGCGGCGGCCUCGCAAGUCGUCCGCUGGCUAUAAUUUGACGAACCUCUUCGUUGGCUCUGAAGGCACACUUGGCUUGGUCACUGAGAUCACGCUGAAGUUGACUGUGAUACCGCAAGACACUAGCGUUGCUGUUGUGACCUUUCCCACGAUACGCGAUGCUGCGGCUGCUGCAUCGAGGGUGAUGCGCGCAGGGAUCCCCGUGGCAGCCAUGGAAAUCAUGGAUGAGGUGCAGAUGGCCGUAAUCAACAAGGCUGGCUCCACAGCCAAGAAAUGGAAAGAAGUGCCUACCAUGUUUUUCAAGUUUUCUGGAACCAAGGCAGGGGUCCAGGAAAAUGUUAGGCUCGUCAAGGCCAUAGCCAGAGGGCACAAAAGCGGCGAUUUUGAGUUUGCCGUCGAUGCCGAAGAGCAGAAGAUGCUGUGGUCGGCCCGAAAAGAGUCUCUUUGGAGCAUGCUUGCUCUGCGCAAAGAAGGCGACGAAGUCUGGUCCACAGACGUCGCAGUGCCGCUCUCGAGGCUUCCUGACAUCAUAGAGGUAUCUAAGAAGGAGAUGGACGACCUUGGUCUCUUCGCCAGCAUCCUGGGACACAUCGGAGACGGCAACUUCCAUGAAAGCAUCAUGUACAACAGCAAGGACCCCAAAGAGCGAGCGGCGGUUGAGAAAUGUAUCAAGGACAUGGUCGAUCGUGCCCUAGAGAUGGAAGGCACAUGCACUGGCGAACAUGGUGUCGGGCUGGGCAAGAAAGACUCGCUCAUGAAGGAGCUCGGGCUCGACACCAUCAACGUCAUGAAGAACAUCAAGGGCGCUUUAGAUCCGCAUUGGCUUAUGAACCCGGGGAAGAUCAUGGACCUUCCGUCGUAGCAUUCUGGUGGCCGCUUGUGGCCUUCUUUAUCUUCGUACCUUCUGGUCCAAAACUCUGCAUAGGGAGGCCUUCUGUCACUUCGGACUGCAUUGUGUAGCGCAUUUCGAUAGACCUGGCAUUUUUGCUCGUUCAACGCAUACGUUUCCCUA
Molecule: messenger RNA, 1980 nt
Organism: Trematosphaeria pertusa
Lineage: Eukaryota; Fungi; Ascomycota; Dothideomycetes; Pleosporales; Trematosphaeriaceae
Product: D-lactate dehydrogenase mitochondrial precursor
Exons: 10
Coding region: 175-1830 (551 amino acids)
Biological process (GO): lactate catabolic process
Cellular component (GO): mitochondrion
Molecular function (GO): D-lactate dehydrogenase (NAD+) activity; FAD binding; D-lactate dehydrogenase (cytochrome) activity
Source: RefSeq, a predicted model, not a curated record